Messenger RNA from Sporothrix brasiliensis 5110, 1263 nucleotides. RefSeq names its product sialidase-1. The transcript has a single exon. Gene Ontology annotation, cellular component: membrane; cytoplasm; intracellular membrane-bounded organelle. Gene Ontology annotation, biological process: ganglioside catabolic process; oligosaccharide catabolic process. The record is from RefSeq and is a predicted model, not a curated record. Lineage: Eukaryota; Fungi; Ascomycota; Sordariomycetes; Ophiostomatales; Ophiostomataceae. The coding region runs from base 1 to 1263 and encodes 420 amino acids. Gene Ontology annotation, molecular function: exo-alpha-sialidase activity.
AUGCGGUCCUCCUUGCUCGCCAGCUUUGGCCUGGCUGUGUUGACGGCUGCUGCGCCGGCGCACCGCUCCUCGGACCUCAUCACCAACACCACGCUGGCCACGGCUAGUUCGGGCCCCUUCAACUACUACCGCAUCGUGUCCCUGCAGAGCCUGGGCAACGGUGUCGUGCUGGCGGCUUUUGACGGCCGGCCCACAGGCGCCGACGCGCCGGCGCCCAACUCGAUCCUGCAGCGCCGCAGCACGGACUACGGCGCCACGUGGGGGUCCCUGACGUACAUUGCAGAGGGCCAGGCGGCCAACGCGGGGACGGGUGCGCUGGCGUACGGGUUCAGCGACCCGAGCUAUGUGUAUGACAGUGCCACGAGCACGCUGUUCAACUUCCACGUCUUCUCCAAGGACGCGAGCUUUGCCAGCAGCGUGCUGGGCCACGACGACACCAGCCGCAACAUUACGAGCGCCGAGGUGUCGGUGUCGACGGACGGCGGCCUCAGCUGGUCGACGGACCCGACCAACCAGCCCAACCUGCCCCCCGUGGCGUCGUCGCAGGUUGGCGUGCCGCCGCUGCUGACGUCAGCCGUCAAGCCCAACGGGUCGCCCGUCGGGUCGGUCUCGGACGUUGGCGCCGUGCUGGGCGAGUUUGCGGCGUCGGGUCAGGGCAUCCAGCUGCAGUACGGCGCCCACGCGGGCCGCCUGAUCCAGCAGUACCUCGGCCGCGUCGUGCAGCCCAGCGGCAGCGUCGCCUACCAGGCGUACAGCGUCUACAGCGACGACCACGGCGCCACGUGGCAGAUGGGCACGCCGACGGGCGUCGGCAUGGACGAGAACAAGGUGGUGGAGCUGUCCAACGGCACGGUGAUGCUCAACUCGCGGCCCAGCGACGGCAGCGGCUACCGCAAGGUGGCCCUGUCCAACGACGGCGGGCUCACGUACACGACGCCGCGCACCGAGACGCAGCUGCCGGACCCGGCGUGCAACGGCCAGAUUUCGCGGCUGUACCCCAGCGCGGCCGAGAACUCGGCGCAGGCCAAGAUCCUGCUCUUCACCAACGCCAACAGCAAGACGUCGCGGGCCAACGGCACGGCGCGCUUCUCGUGCGACGACGGCAACACGUGGUCGACGGGCACCGUCUUCUCGCCGGGCGCCACGUCCUACUCGACCAUCACGCCGCUGGGCGACGGCACCGUGGGUCUGUUUUACGAGGGCCUCAACAACCAGCUGAUUUACCUGCGCGUCGACACGGCCUGGCUGGGCAUCAACUGUUAA